This is a messenger RNA of Zea mays, 1088 nucleotides long. RefSeq names its product expansin-B4. Lineage: Eukaryota; Viridiplantae; Streptophyta; Magnoliopsida; Poales; Poaceae. Gene Ontology annotation, biological process: sexual reproduction. The record is from RefSeq and is a predicted model, not a curated record. Gene Ontology annotation, cellular component: extracellular region. Bases 84 to 905 code for a protein of 273 amino acids. The transcript has 2 exons.
UUCCUUCCUUCGGUAGAAAGAGCCGGCCGGGUAGCUAGUACAUUGUUGGAGCAGAGCAGCGGCGGCGGCGGUGGCCAUCAUCAAUGGGGAUGGGGUCCCUCCUCUCGCUCUACCUGCUUCCUCGGGCCGUCUUCCUCCUGCUGGCCGCCUGUUGCUCCUUCGCCAGCGGCGGCGUGAACAACUACAACACCAGCGAUGCCGCCGCCAGGCAGCUGCAGUGGGGCAACGCCAGGGCCACAUGGUACGGCCAGCCCAACGGUGCCGGGCCCUACGACAACGGCGGCGCUUGCGGGUUCAAGAACGUCAACCAGUACCCGUUCAUGGCCAUGACCUCCUGCGGCAACCAGCCGCUCUACCGCGACGGCAAGGGAUGCGGCUCCUGCUACAAGAUCAGGUGCUCCAAGCACGCCGCCUGCUCCGGCCGCACCGAGACCGUCGUCAUCACCGACAUGAACUACACCCCGGGCGUCGCGCCCUACCACUUCGACCUCAGCGGCACCGCCUUCGGCAGGCUGGCCAAGCCCGGCCGCAACGACGACCUGCGCCGCGCCGGCAUCAUCGACAUCCAGUUCGCCAGGGUACCCUGCGAGUUCCCAGGCCUCAAGGUCGGCUUCCACGUCGAGGAAGGCUCCACCCAGGUCUACUUCGCCGUGCUGGUCGAGUACGAGAACGGCGACGGCGACGUCGUCCAGGUCGACCUCAUGGAGAAGCGCGCCCGCCGCUGGACGCCCAUGAGCCAGUCAUGGGGAUCCAUCUGGCGCCUCGACUCCAACCACCGCCUGCAGCCACCCUUCUCCAUCCGCACCCGCACCGACUCCGGCAAGACGCUCGUCGCACGCGACGUCAUCCCACUCAACUGGAGGCCAAACACAUUCUACAGAUCCAUCGUCCAGUACUCCUCGUGAAUCCCACAAUUCAUCUCCUGCAGCUACAGCUGCAGCCUUUUUGUCGUCGCCCUCGCAGUCUCAGGCUCAGCUCGAUCGGGUAGAUCGAUAUGCAGGCAGCGGUGCGUGCUGUAAUAAUUAUAAUAAUAUAUAUAUAUAUAUAUAAUAUAUAUAAUAUAUACUCUCCCCGACCCUUCUUAAUUA